Molecule: messenger RNA, 3357 nt
Organism: Castor canadensis (American beaver)
Lineage: Eukaryota; Metazoa; Chordata; Mammalia; Rodentia; Castoridae
Gene: Kctd9
Product: potassium channel tetramerization domain containing 9
Biological process (GO): protein homooligomerization; intracellular signal transduction
Molecular function (GO): protein binding
Source: RefSeq, a predicted model, not a curated record
AGGGCCCAAGGCAGGCUGAGGCGCCUAGGGGCGGGGUGGGAAGGAGGACCGGCCAACCCUGGGGUGUGGGACCGAGAGUGCGUGUGUGGUGUGUCCCUAAGAGAAGGAAGGUGGCGAAGGGAGGAGAGCCCGAGUGGGUGGAGGGAGGGGAAGGGCGGGAGGAGAAAAAGGUGGGCGGAGGGCCAGGUGGGAGGGUGGCGGCUCACUCAGGACCCGGCGGGGGCAGCGCGAUGAGGCGGGUGACCCUGUUCCUGAACGGCAGCCCCAAGAACGGAAAGGUGGUUGCUGUAUAUGGAACUUUAUCUGAUUUACUUUCUGUGGCCAGUAAUAAACUCGGCAUAAAAGCCACCAGUGUGUAUAAUGGGAAAGGUGGGCUGAUUGAUGACAUCGCUUUGAUCAGGGAUGAUGAUGUUUUGUUUGUGUGUGAAGGAGAGCCAUUUAUUGACCCUCAGACAGAUUCUAAGCCACCUGAAGGAUUGUUUGGAUCUCACACAGACUGGCUAACAUUAAACGUUGGAGGGCGGUACUUUACAACUACACGGAGCACUUUAGUGAAUAAAGAACCUGACAGCAUGCUGGCGCACAUGUUCAAGGAUAAAGGUGUCUGGGGAAAUAAGCAAGACCAUAGAGGAGCUUUCUUAAUUGAUCGAAGUCCUGAGUACUUUGAGCCCAUUUUGAACUACUUGCGUCAUGGACAGCUCAUUGUAAAUGAUGGCAUUAACUUACUGGGUGUGUUAGAGGAAGCUAGGUUUUUUGGCAUCGACUCCUUGAUUGAACACCUAGAAGUGGCGAUAAAGAACUCCCAACCACCGGAGGAUCAUUCACCAAUAUCUCGAAAGGAAUUUGUUCGGUUUCUGCUUGCAACUCCAACCAAGUCAGAAUUGCGGUGUCAGGGUUUAAACUUCAGUGGUGCUGAUCUUUCUCGUUUGGACCUUCGAUACAUUAACUUCAAAAUGGCCAAUUUAAGCCGCUGCAACCUGGCACAUGCGAAUCUCUGCUGUGCAAACCUUGAACGAGCCGAUCUUUCUGGAUCAGUGCUUGACUGUGCAAAUCUGCAAGGAGUCAAGAUGCUCUGUUCUAAUGCAGAAGGUGCAUCCCUGAAGCUGUGUAAUUUUGAGGAUCCUUCUGGUCUUAAAGCCAACUUAGAAGGUGCUAAUCUGAAAGGUGUGGACAUGGAGGGAAGUCAGAUGACAGGAAUUAACCUGAGAGUUGCCACCUUGAAAAAUGCGAAGUUGAAGAACUGUAACCUCAGAGGGGCCACUCUGGCAGGAACUGACUUAGAGAACUGUGAUCUGUCUGGGUGUGACCUUCAGGAAGCCAACCUAAGAGGAUCCAAUGUGAAGGGGGCCAUCUUUGAAGAGAUGCUGACACCACUACACAUGUCCCAGAGUGUCAGAUGAGAGUGUGGGGGCUGGUAGAAGAUGUCAGAAUUAAAAUAUGUUUUCCAUAUCAUUUUUCUUCUCCACCCACUCAGUUGUCUAGAAGAAAAACACUGUAAGGGAAUUUAAAAAGUGUUUAGAGGAUUAUGGUUUUUCUUAGUGGUGCAUAAGGGAAAAAAUUGAAUUUUUCCCCACAUUCUGAUUUUAAGAAAAGCGCUCAUUUAAUAGAUGUAGGGACACCAGGUUAUACUGCUGCCUUUUGAAUGGGGUGGGGGCUUGCCUGGUUUAAUGACCAGGAAUAGUAUCUGUUAUAUUUGCUUUAAAUAGGCAUGAUAUGGAAAUACUAUCUUGGUUUAAGAUGCAUUUGAGAAUUUUAAUUUAUGAAAAGCACAACACAUGCAAUUAUAUUUAUUGAAUACCUAGAUGCAGUACGGAUAAACUUGUUAAAUUUUAUGAGAACAUGAAAAGGUUGUUCAGGUGUAUAAAUAGCUUUAGUGACUCCUCCCCCCUUAGAUAUCUGUGCACCAUGUGAACGUGGUGAGGUCAGACUCUAGAAGGUUCUCUUUUCAGGUUCAUUUUUAUAAUGUUUACUUUCUAGAGCAAAACAGUAGUAAGGAAGUAUCCCAUCCUUACUGAUUGAGACAGAGUGGAAGGAAAGACCACUGUAUAUGGUUAUCAUUCUAAAGGGGCUGGAAGUCUCCAGAUGAAGAGUUUGCCUAUAGCUACAGCAUAUAAAUGAGCAUUCAUCAGAGCUUCAUUCUAGGCAAGUUCCACUCAACACAGUUCUGUUGACAACUCAUCUUGUUUUCUCACACAAUCAACACAAACAGAAAGAUACUUCAAAACCAAAAAACCAAGGUGCAUCAUUAACACCCACUUAACACAAAUGCCAAUUAGUGUAAACAAGACCAGGUUAGAAAUAGGUAUGAAGUCUCAGUUCACUGCCAUUAAAGCCAUAAAAUAGGAGUAAAUACAGCAGAGUCACUUUUUAGAAGGCAAUGUAAUAUAAUUACAGCUAAAACCCCGCGGUGGGGAAUGAGGAACCUUAACUGACAGUUUGAUAAUAGCCAACAAAAAAUUAAUGAAAAUAAAGGCAUUUGGCUGGUCUAAGAUGUAAUACCAAUGAGUCAGCACCUUUGAUUCUUUUACUUAUAUUUUCUGUUGUGUGUACACAUACAUAUUUUUUAAAUCAAAAUUUAGCUCAGCAGAGCCAAGCUCUGCAGCAGCAGAGAUUGGGCCUUUAUUCUCCCCCCGCCCCCAAGUGUCCCAGUGUCCUGUGUGUACCCCAAGAGCAGGGAUAUAUGCUGUGUCCAAAAGGGUUGUGAAUCCUGUAGACGCAUCACCUUGAGGCAAUGAAUCAUUAAAAUCCACCUUUGACUCCUUUGGGAGGAUGACAUAUCUUUAGUAUUCUGUAGCUUAUUCUCUAUCUACAUAUGCAAAGCUUUCCUUACAGUAAAGGGCACAUAUGCACAGGGUGGGGAGAUCGCACCUUUACAGGUGAAGGAAAGCAACCUUAGAAAUGAAUUAUUUUCUUUGCUUUAUUAUUUUUACCAAGACAGAGAAGUAUUGUAUUGAGAGAUAUCUAUUUUCAUAAUCAAUAUGUGCCUAAAUUAUAUUUAAAUCAUUUCAUUCUGUACUAUAUUUUCAGUAAUUGCAGAAUAUGUUAAUUCACUUAAGGGUACCUCUGUAGACAAACCUAAAACUGCAGAAGAAUCUGAAAGAUCUAAACAUGGUGUGCUUAGAAACUUCAGUUUGGAUCUGAUGUAUACUGCAUUAAUAAAUGAUAUGAAAUGUUGAAAAGAUACUCCUGGUGUUCCUUCUGUGGCUUUUGAAGAUCAGUACUUUCUGGACUUCCCUUACAUUUCUCCAAUAUGGGUCGGCAGCUGGCUUUGAGCGACUGGGAGGAAAAGGGAAUUCAGCACAGCACUUGUGAUGGAACAGUCUUUGUGAAGCCAUCAUUGAAGUAACUUGAUUUCUU